Molecule: messenger RNA, 2161 nt
Organism: Vitis riparia (riverbank grape)
Lineage: Eukaryota; Viridiplantae; Streptophyta; Magnoliopsida; Vitales; Vitaceae
Product: rop guanine nucleotide exchange factor 1-like
Exons: 5
Coding region: 189-1787 (532 amino acids)
Molecular function (GO): guanyl-nucleotide exchange factor activity
Source: RefSeq, a predicted model, not a curated record
UUGCAGAAAAGGUACGAAAUGGAAUGGAGAAGCCAACAACUUGCAGAGCCAGCUUAAUGGGUUUGUUGAUUGUUCUCAACUGAAAAUCUCGUAAGACCUUUGGUAGAUUACUGUAGACUGUCCAUCACCGGAGAAGAAUGUACGGUCGAGAUUUGUAGAACAGAAAUUUCUGGUACCGGGAAUCAACGAUGGGGAAUGGUUCGAGCGAAGAGGAGUUUGAUGAACGAAGCGAGCAGCUCGAGAGUUACAGUCUGAGCGCGGAUGUGAGCGAGUGUGAGAGUUUGAGUGGCUUUUCGUGUGACGGUGACGGUUACGGAGGAGGGGCUGUUUCUUCUCUGAACUACUCGCCGCUCGUCCGACCGGAGGUUGGAGUGAAUUCCAGUUUCAGAGCGCCACCUCCGUUAACUUCGCCGGCUUUUGGUGGUGGACAUGUGGUGAUUCCGCCACGGAAGCCGGAGAAAGAGUUGUCCGAAGUUGAAUUAAUAAAGGAGCGGUUUGCAAAGCUUCUGCUUGGGGAAGAUAUGUCAGGCGGAGGGAAAGGAAUUUCUACUGCACUUGCCAUCUCCAAUGCCAUCACAAAUCUUUCUGCUACUGUAUUUGGGGAGCUAUGGAAGUUGGAGCCAUUGGCGCCAGAGAAGAAGUUGAUGUGGCACCGAGAGAUGGAAUGGCUUUUAUGUGUGAGUGAUUCCAUCGUCGAGCUCAUUCCAUCAGUGCAAGAAUUCCCAGGUGGUGAGGGAACCUUUGAGGUUAUGGUGACUCGGCCACGCUCUGAUCUCUAUAUUAACCUUCCAGCACUUAAGAAAGUCGAUGCAAUGCUGCUUAGCAUGCUAGAUGAUUUCUCUGAUUCUGAAUUCUAUUAUGUCGAUCGUGGGGUAAUUGUUUCUGGUGCUGAUAAUUGUGAAAGGCAUUCUCUGUCUUCGCCAUCAGGUAGGCCUUCAAUUAGGCAGGAAGAGAAGUGGUGGCUCCCAUUCCCUAGGGUCCCGCCAAAUGGUUUGCCAGAAAGUGUAACAAAUAGAUUGCAGCAGUGCAAGGAAUGGACGAAUCAGAUCCUCAAGGCGGCCAUGGCAAUUAAUAGCAGUGUGCUGGCGGAGAUGGAAAUCCCAGAUGUUUACUUGGACAGCCUGCCCAAGAGUGGAAAAGCUUGCUUAGGUGAAACCAUCUAUCGUUCUAUAACAGCUCGUCAAUUCUCCCCAGAAUGUCUUCUUGAUUAUCUAGAUCUCUCGUCAGAGUACACCACUCUGGAGAUAGCAAAUAGAAUAGAGGCUGCUAUUCACAUUUGGAGGCAGAAGUACUUGAAAAGGCAUACAAAUCAUACAAAGGCUGGGAGAUCAUCAUGGGGUGGCAAGGUCAAGGUCCUUGUUGGUUAUAUGGAAAAGAAUAAGCUUCUAGCUCAACGGGCUGAAACAAUCUUGCAGAACUUAAGGCUCCGGUUCCCUGGCCUCCCACAAACUGCUUUGGAUAUGGCCAAGAUUCAAUACAACAAGGAUGUGGGGCAAUCAAUCCUCGAGAGCUACUCCAGGGUGAUGGAAAGCUUAGCCUUCAACAUAAUGGCGAGAAUAGAUGAUCUUCUAUACAUAGAUGAUGCCACAAAAUUUCGUGCAGUCGCAGAGCCCAUUUCUCUGUUCAAGCAGGAUGGAUAUGGUGAUGGUUGUCCCCUACGAAGGCAGAUUUUACCUAGCCCCUUCUCUAUCCAAAACACUUCCUAUGUCUCUCAAAUUACUGCACCGGCAUCUUAUUCCUCUGCUAUGAAGGAGAACAGAGAUGGGAACCCAAUCGAUAGGAAUUAACAGGAUCAGUGCUCUUAAGGCCAUGCAUGGAUUGAGGUUGAAGGUGGAGUUCUCAAGCCUCAGGGUGAAUUAUCAAGGACUACUCCAUUUCCUGCCCUGUUACUGGAGCCAAAAUAAUAUUGUACUGAAAUGCCUCAACAAUAUUCAUUCAUCAUCCAAUUUAAAGGACUCCAUUAAACCGGAGAGUGUUUAUGUAAUAUAGGACUAAUGCUUGCAAAUUGUCAGGGCUAACAUGGAACAUUGAACUAUAGGGAUGACAGAAGUGUAAUAGCCCAAAUGAGCUCGAUAUGUACUGUUGGGUGAUGGUUAUCUAUUAGUUUAAGCUUUUAGCUCAAUUGGUAGCUUAAUAUGAUGUGUCCGUAUACUUUUCCCCA